Molecule: messenger RNA, 219 nt
Organism: Linderina pennispora
Lineage: Eukaryota; Fungi; Kickxellomycota; Kickxellomycetes; Kickxellales; Kickxellaceae
Product: bola domain-containing protein
Exons: 2
Coding region: 1-219 (72 amino acids)
Biological process (GO): intracellular iron ion homeostasis
Cellular component (GO): cytosol; nucleus
Molecular function (GO): 2 iron, 2 sulfur cluster binding
Source: RefSeq, a predicted model, not a curated record
AUGACUUCGGCCGACGACAUCAAGAACAAGCUCAUGGCGGAGCUGCCGGCCACGCAUGUCGAGGUCCUGGACGUCUCGGGCGGGUGCGGAUCGAUGUUCCAGGCCAUUGUUGUGUCCGAGGCAUUCGACGGCAAGAGCCGCCUGCAGCGCCAGCGGCUGGUCAACGAGAAGAACUACUCGCCGAGCCAAUACGAGGCUGCUCAGGCCCAGACAGCGUGA